AUGCCGGAUAUUCCCCUCACUCCAAACUUUAUUAUAAAGCUCUACAGCAAGACUUUGGAUUUACCACUGAGUGUAAACCCACCCAUGGAGCCUCUCUGCAAUGGAGCCUUGAGCCCUGAAGAAGCUCUGUGUGAUUCCCUUCCCCCUCCAGCCAAACUGUCACGCCUGGAGCAGCCCACAGCAGCAGCCUCGCCCAGAGAGGAGCCCCCCUCUCAGGGCAGCCCCGGGGUGAUACGGCCCUGUCUGAACCCCAGGACCUCACCAGGGAGGGGCUCAAGCAAAAGCUGCCACUCCAAAGGGAGCCUGCUGCCAGUGUUCUGUGUGGUGGAGCACCGGGGGGCCUCACAGGAGGGACCCCAGCUGGAGGGGCCCCGCAGAGAGGAGCACGCCGAGUUUGUCUUGAUCAAGAGAGAUCUGCUGUUUAACCAGCUCAUCGAGAUGGCCCUGCUCACCCUGGGCUACUCCCACAGCUCCGCCGCACAGGCCAAAGGUCUGAUCCAGGUGGGGUGCUGGAAGCCUGUGCCUCUGUCCUAUGUGACCUCCGCCCCUGACGCUACAGUGGCCGACAUGCUCCAGGACGUCCACCAUGUCAUAACCCUCAAGAUACAGCUGCACAGUUGUCCAAGGCUGGAGGACCUGCCAGCGGAGCAGUGGACCCACUCCAUUGUGAGAAACGCCCUGAAGGAGCUUCUCAAAGAGAUGAACCAGAGCUCACUGGCCAAAGAGUGUCCUCUGUCCCAGAGCAUGAUCUCAUCCAUCGUGAACAGCACUUACUAUGCAAACGUCUCCGCCACCAAGUGUCACGACUUUGGACGCUGGUACAAGCAGUUCAAGAAGGCCAAGUUCCUCAAAGAAGUGGAGAUGCUGAAUGACGCACCUCAGCAACCCCCUCCUCCUCCUCAGCCGCCGACAACGGCUACGCCCCCUGACCCCUCUGGCCUGAUAUUCCCUCGAGGGGGGCCCCUCUGUGCCCCCACCUCCCUCCCUGUGCGGCCCCCAGGACUGCCUACCCCCCCUCUCAACCCCCCUGUGGUCAACCCACAGUUGGUCAUGGCUCAGCUUCUCAACCAGCAGUACGUUGUGAGCCACAUGCUAGGACAGUUUAUGCCCCCUUCUCCUCAGCAGUACCUCCACCACCCCCCGGUCGGCAGCAGCAGGGCCUCAACAAAGCCCAGAGUCCCGGAGCCACAAGGGCCCGCUCCAGCUCAGUGCGGCCCAGCGGGAGGGCUCUCAGCUGGGGCACAGAACCUCAGUUCUGCCGGGGCGCUGGGAGGCUGUGUGGACGUGCCCUUUUCCAUCUACCACAGUGUGAGGGAGGAGCUGAAGAGGGCGGGUGUGUCCCAGGCCGUGUUCGCCCGUGUGGCCUUCAACAGGACACAGGGUCUUCUAUCAGAGAUCUUGCGUAAAGAAGAGGACCCCAAACACGCGUCCCAGUCCUUGCUGGUCAACCUGCGUGCCAUGUACAGCUUUCUGCAGCUGCCUGAAGCCGAGAGGGAGCGCAUCUACCACGAGGAGAAGGAACGCUGUCUGACCGCGGGCCCAGUCUGUAGUACCCCACCCAGGAACAACCAGGCACGCCUGUCUCCGGUAGCUCCAGAUCGGGUGGUCAGGGCGGACUCGGGGCUGCUCUACGUCACCUCCUCCAUCUACGAGCAGAUACAGCAGGAGAUGAGGAGAGCCAAGGUCUCCCAGGCUCUGUUCGCGAAAGUGGCUGCCUCCAAAAGCCAGGGCUGGCUGUGUGAGCUGCUGCACUGGAAGGAGGAGCCCAGCCCGGAGAACAGGACUCUAUGGGACAACCUGUGCACCAUCCGCCACUUCCUCAGCCUGCCCCAGGGCGAGCGCGAUGCCUUGUAUGAGCAGGAAAGUGUGGGCCCGGGCUAUGGAGACCAGAGGAGCUUCAGUGAGAGGCUGGCUGACAGGACUCUGUACCAGCGCAUCUCUCCACUGUCACAGCACCUUCCACAUUCAGAGAGCCGUCCUCAUCUGUCACCAGGGCACCCACAGGAGGCAUCACCCACUGACCGCAGGAGUCAAGGCAGCUGGGGCACCCAAGGGAGAUCCCGGAUACCCAGUAGAGAGAGUGAGGAGAGGACUAACGGAUUGGGACAAAUCAGUGAGGGUCAAAACUUUUCUGAGUAUGAGAGAAAGGACUGCAGAUAUCAGGAACAGUGUGGAGAGAAGGAGGAAAAACCCAGCAUUGAGAGCAAGAUGGAAGUGCAGGCACAGAUUCAGGCGGGAUGCUUAAAGGUGUCCAGAGAGGCCCUAGGGAUCCUCCAGAGCUUCAUUCAGGAGGUUGGACUGCCCCCUGACGAAGAGGCGGUGUGCACCCUGUCCGCUCAACUAGGCCUGCCCCAACAUGCCAUCUGCAGCUUUUUUAACAGCCAGAACACUCACACAACAGAGAGGGGGCCAAGAGAGAGCCCUGAGGGACACCUCCCUAGAAGUAUGGAGUCAAGGCUGUCUCAUUCGGAGAAGACGGAGAGGGAGGACUUUAGAGUGUCCCAUCCGGAAAGAGGGACAGGAGAGGAGGACUCUAGUGCGGUCACAGAGAUGGAUGUGGGGACUCAGACCAGUUUUGCCCUAAAACAGGAGCAGAUGGACAACACGCCAGACCUUGAUAAUCCAGAGUAUAUAUGAUCAGGUUUAGUCUUAUACAUCUGUCUUGUCAUACUUUGUUGUUUUUUUAUGUGAAUUUAAAAG
Molecule: messenger RNA, 2700 nt
Organism: Periophthalmus magnuspinnatus
Lineage: Eukaryota; Metazoa; Chordata; Actinopteri; Gobiiformes; Gobiidae
Gene: satb1a
Product: SATB homeobox 1a
Exons: 11
Coding region: 1-2637 (878 amino acids)
Biological process (GO): regulation of transcription by RNA polymerase II; chromatin remodeling
Molecular function (GO): DNA-binding transcription factor activity, RNA polymerase II-specific; RNA polymerase II cis-regulatory region sequence-specific DNA binding
Source: RefSeq, a predicted model, not a curated record